Molecule: messenger RNA, 3989 nt
Organism: Drosophila guanche
Lineage: Eukaryota; Metazoa; Arthropoda; Insecta; Diptera; Drosophilidae
Gene: scalloped
Product: protein scalloped
Exons: 12
Coding region: 459-2402 (647 amino acids)
Biological process (GO): regulation of transcription by RNA polymerase II; embryonic organ development; hippo signaling
Cellular component (GO): transcription regulator complex
Molecular function (GO): DNA-binding transcription factor activity, RNA polymerase II-specific; RNA polymerase II cis-regulatory region sequence-specific DNA binding
Source: RefSeq, a predicted model, not a curated record
AUUCAGAUUCAGUCGAUGAGUUUCUCUCGCUUCUGCGCGUUGCGUUUCGCAGUGUUUCCGCGAUUUUUUCUUUGUCAUCAUCGCUCGUGCGCCCCUCCCGCUUUCAACUUUUGUACGGUGUUCGCUUUGUCGGUGCUUUCAAUUGCCAGUGAAGUGAAAAUAAAAGUUGGGAAUAAACCAGACGUUCAAAAACAAAAACAAAAACAAAGGUUUUUCUGUUCAAGAAACGAUACUUUCACAGUUGCAGAUAAUAAAUACUUAAUUCAAGGUUAAUCAUAGUUAGACUAUCAUUAUAACAACAAGCAAUCGUUAAAGUAUCAGCACCAGUGGCAGUGACAUCAGAGUCUAAAUCCAGAAGCACAGAACAGCACAGCAGUCAUCUAUGUGCAUAUGUACAUAUGUACGAGUGUCUAAGAUUGCGUGUCCUUUGCGAACCGGGAACCCUAUAAGCUGGCUGCAUGAAAAACAUAACCAGCUCGAGCACCUGCAGCACAGGGCUGCUGCAAUUGCAGAACAAUCUGAACAGCAGCGAAUUGGAUAUUGUUGGCAAAUCAGAAACAGUCGGACCCGGCACCAUACCAUCUCCGUGGACCCCAGUGAAUGCCGGUCCUCCAGGUGCACUAGGAUCGGCAGACACAAAUGGCAGCAUGGUGGAUAGUAAAAACUUGGAUGUUGGUGAUAUGAGCGAUGAUGAAAAGGAUUUAUCGUCCGCUGAUGCAGAGGGUGUUUGGAGUCCAGAUAUUGAACAGAGCUUUCAAGAGGCAUUAUCUAUAUAUCCACCAUGUGGACGUAGAAAAAUUAUUUUGUCAGAUGAGGGAAAAAUGUAUGGUCGCAACGAGCUUAUAGCAAGGUACAUAAAACUGCGCACUGGCAAGACGAGAACCCGCAAGCAAGUCAGCUCCCAUAUCCAAGUGCUCGCCAGGCGGAAGCUGCGAGAAAUUCAGGCGAAAAUCAAAGUCGAACCCAAUGGUGUGUCCUUGCAUUUAUUGAAUGACAAAGAACAGACUCUGCAAGUCAUGAGCACAAUGACUAGUUCACAAAUCGUAUCUGCCCAAGCAGCCAAUAAUCUGGCACUGGCUGCCUCAGCGCUGUCCGUGGGCAUGCACCAUACGAAGCAUCACCCACAUCAUCCCGCUCACCACCACCAGAUGAGUGUAGCCGCCGCAGCAGCAGUAGCUGCAGCAGCAGCAACGGCAGCAGGUUCUGCUGCUGGGCCAUGUCCUUCGACGACAGUCACAGGGCCGCCGCUAAAUACGUCGUCUUCAUCUCAGAACUAUGUCCACUCUCGCCACAAUCAUACCCAUCACAAUCUUGCACACCUUCCGCAUAGUCAUAUGCAUCCCCAUCACCAUCAUCAUCGAAAUGCAGCGGCCGUUGCAGCAGUGUAUCACUAUCAGCAGCAGCAGCAGCAGCAGCAGCAACAACAGCAGCAGCAGCAGCAGCAGCAAAGUGGUGGUCCAAGCGAAACUGAUGCAGACGCAGGGUCACCGAUUCUUGAUGUCUCAAUCACUAGUCAGGUGCUGGCACCAAAGCCGUCCCAGCCGUUACACCAUUCGCCGUUGUAUCCGGGCCAAUUUUGGCAGCCUGGCUUGCAGCCUAGCACAUCGCAAGAUUUCUAUGAUUACAGCAUCAAGCCGUUUGCGCAGCCACCAUAUCCGACGGGUAAGCCAUCAACGGCCGUGUCCGGAGAAAUCGAAUCUGGUAUUCCUUCCGCACAAUUGCCAUGGGAGGGUCGCGCCAUUGCUACGCACAAAUUCCGCUUACUUGAGUUCACUGCGUUCAUGGAAAUCCAAAGGGAUGACAUGUUAACAUCGCAGUAUAACCGCCACCUUUUCGUGCAACUCGGCGGCAAGCCAUCAUUCUCCGAUCCGCUACUUGAGACUGUUGAUAUCCGACAAAUAUUUGACAAGUUUCCGGAAAAGUCUGGCGGUCUGAAAGAUCUCUACGAAAAGGGUCCGCAAAAUGCGUUUUACCUGGUAAAAUGCUGGGCUGACUUAAAUACCGACAUAACGACAGGCAGCGAAUCGGGUGAUUUUUAUGGCGUAACGAGCCAAUAUGAAAGCAAUGAGAACAUCGUACUUGUGUGCUCGACAAUUGUUUGCUCCUUCGGCAAGCAAGUUGUGGAAAAGGUUGAGAGCGAGUACUCGCGCCUGGAAAACAAUCGCUACGUGUAUCGCAUACAGCGCUCACCCAUGUGCGAGUACAUGAUUAAUUUCAUACAGAAGCUGAAAAAUUUACCCGAACGCUAUAUGAUGAACAGUGUGCUAGAGAACUUUACAAUAUUACAAGUAAUGCGAGCGCGAGAGACGCAAGAGACGCUUUUAUGCAUAGCGUAUGUGUUUGAGGUUGCCGCCCAGAACAGCGGCACUACGCACCACAUUUAUCGUCUUAUAAAGGAAUAGCAAGAGCUGCACGAAGCAGCGCCUAAUUUGUCCGCAAACCCCACCAAUGCACAAAUCAGCGAAUACAGCAGCAGCAGCAACACCAACAGAAUCAAAAAUACAAAUAAAAAUAACAAUAACAAUACGGUUAGUAGCCAACAUAAUAGCAAUACCAAUACCAACACCAAUGCCAACAAUAAUAGCAAGAAAACGCAAAAGUGUGCUAAAAGAGAUAUUACAAAUGGGAACGAAUCAGAAUUAGAAAAAACUAUUAAGCAGUCACAGUCACCCACCUCACCGGAGUUACAGCAGCAACAGUCACAGCCACACUCACAGUUACUGGACCAACAGCAACAACUUGACACGAUGGAUGCACUGCAGGUAGAAGAGGUUAUAUACGCACAGAGCCAAGCUGAAAACAUCUAUCCGUCACAACAACAGGAAGAGACAAAACUCGAACAUCAUCAGCAGCAGCAUUGCAUAAAUGCACAGCCGUUUGGCUCAUGCAUCUCCAGUAAAGUUCAGCACAUUGGGACGGAAAAGCUAGAGCAAAAAGCUAGCUUAAGCACAUAUGAACACUUUCUGAGGCUGUCCGCAAUGGAAUAUGGAGGAGUUACUGAAAGUGCAUCCGCGGCUCUAAACCUCAGCGGCAUUGGAUGCAAGGAACUCAUGUCAGGGUCUAAACCAUAUCUGGAAGAAUCACAAGAGUUGUCCAUGCAUCAGCAGGUAAAUGUAGGUGCAGAUGAGGGAGUGGUGGUCGCUGCUGAUGCCAAAGUUGUCAGCAAUCGAGAUGAGCCGUAAGCCAUAGUGUUGUCCAUAGUGUUGUUUUUGUUGUUGUGUUUAAUUAGCAGGCUCUAAUUCGUGAUCGGCUUACAUGAAAACCUGCUCAACCGGCAGACACAGUAAAGGCUAUAGAAUUUACAUAUAUCAAAUCUUUGCCCAAUCUUUUCUACCAUUUUCCUGGGCAGGCGACCAUGACUGAACUGAUUUCCCAAAUCGAAAACAGAUUUAUAUCAUUGUACAAAUUGUUCUGGUACAUUUUUGUAACCCUGGAAGGUUAUCCUUGAUUGGAUGCAUGUACGUUUGAUUUAUGUACAUGCAGAAAGAAAAUAAAUUCAAUUAAAAGAUGGUCCAACUUUAAUGAUUUUCGUACUCCUAUGAACAAUACAUACAUAGUAUCUUCUGAGAACCUGGGUCAACACCAAUCAGUUUGGGAAUCUUUCGAAAUUCCCAACACCUUAAAGCAAAGUAAAGUAAACACGUUGUGUCAUUGAAAUACAAAAAGAAACAACAAAGAAACGUUUUUAAAUUAACAAUAAAGAAUUACUGCGAAAGUAUUGAAGUGUGACUAAGAUUUCAAGCUUCACUGAUUCGACAUUUUUUUUUUAUAUUUUUAUUUAAAGCAAAGGUGUCUCGCAUUUUUGUAUUUGGGAUGGUUGGUAAUAUAUCUAACACCCAUAUUACGUGUUCUGUGUCGGCAGUCUGAUGUAAUUAAAUCAAUUUUUAACAUACAUUUACAUCAAAAAUACAUUUAAAUGAUCUCAAAGUUACUUAAAACAUAUUCUUGUUGUGUAAUUUGUUUUUUUUUUUUUUUUACGAAACCCCAAG